CAUAAAAUUACCACGCGAGGGCACUUGGGAUUACAGCUAGCAACUACUGUUUGAGCUAUUAGCAUCCUGCUGUCAGUGAGAAUACGAUUCUUCACACAGUUUACCUUACCUAAGAUUUUUGUCGUAAUUCGAGCAACAUCUCUACCUGCUAUCGGAAUGGAUCUCUCAAAUGAGGACGAUGCGUUUCUGCCUUUUGCCAGGAAAUCAAAGGAGGUCCAGCGGACAUCUGAGGAGGAAAGCAUGCCAGAGUGGCAGACCUUCGAGGAGCCCAGUGUCUUCCCUAGGUACAGUGAGGAGUUCUGGGACAGGAUAGUGCAUCAGCCCAGUGAUGAGAGUCCACAAUUCAGCUAUUUCACAUCCCCCGGAGAACUUUCGGAGGCGUGGGGGCCCCCAUCAAAGCGGCGGCGUGCUGAGGCUCUGGGCUUUGGGGCCCAGCAGCUGCCCUCCCCAGAGGAGCUGUUGGGGCGUCGGCCCAGGGUAAAGCGGAGCGCUGAGGUGGAGAGAACAGCAGCCAUCCAGCCCCGAGUGGCCGCCGUGCUCAACCACAUCGGAGAUCUCAAGAGGAGACAGGGAUCCGUUGAACUCCUCAAAAAGGAUACCUGGUUCAGCCAAAGCAACGACUUUGAGCAAACCCACAACAACACAGCGUGGGGCAAAGCCCUGACAGAGGUGGGAGCUGAGCAACUCCUGGAGCCCAUUUUCAGAGACGAGCUGAAGGACACACCGAUGGAGUCAGAGGGUGACACACAGACACAUUCAGCGGCUGCACUCAACACCCCCAUGCCUGGAUUUGCUGGAAGCGAUCAAAUGCGGAGCCUUGCGCCAGGUGAAAAUCCCAUGAUGGCUUUCGUGCUGGCGUCCGUCGACCGGCAGCCCCAGCCCCAGACAGCCUGGCAAGGCCCCAGCCUGCCGCAGGAGCAGUUCUGGGGAUUUGGGCGAAGAACCGAGGAGUGAAAAAUUGUAAUUUCUCACAUCAAUACUGCUCCUUUGUUUUCUAGCAGGCAGGUGAAAGCCAUCCCCCAAGUCAUUUCAUUCUUUUCAGGAUUUGGGUUGUAUUCAGCGCCAGUAAAUAUACUCUAUACUAGUACUAAGCUAUAAUUGUACAUAGAUAAAGCAGUAGUAUCAGUAUAUGACAUUGCUAUUUAAAUGUAAUUUAUUCACCCAUGUAAUACAUUGCCAUUGAUAAUUUAUGAUAUAUAAUUUAUUAACUACAUUUUAAAUAUGCCUUGUUAUGGACAUGUAAAAAUGUAUACUGCUAGUUUGCACAACUGCCAUCCAAUAUAAGUCUGUGACACUGACAUUUACUUAGCAGAUAACAUAUUUUUCCAUCCACAGCAAUAAAUUGUGGGCUUUGAAGAUAGAUAAUAAAAAUGUUGGUGAAAUGUCA
Molecule: messenger RNA, 1387 nt
Organism: Engraulis encrasicolus (European anchovy)
Lineage: Eukaryota; Metazoa; Chordata; Actinopteri; Clupeiformes; Engraulidae
Exons: 7
Coding region: 157-954 (265 amino acids)
Source: RefSeq, a predicted model, not a curated record